GUAUUGCGCACGCGCGAGCGGCAACUCCGGCGCGGGUGGCUUCCGCUCCCAUCGUGCACUGCGAGCCGAAUCAUGGAUCACACUGACAAUGAGUUGCAAGGCACUAACAGUUCCGGAUCCUUGGGUGGGCUUGAUGUUCGCAGACGGAUUCCUAUAAAACUCAUCUCUAAACAAGCAAACAAGGCUAAACCUGUACCUCGAACUCAAAGGACAAUUAACAGGAUGCCUGCAAAGGCUCCACCUGGUGAGGAAGAAGGAUUUGAUUAUAAUGAAGAAGAACGUUACGACUGUAAAGGAGGCGAACUGUUUGGAAAUCAGCGAAGAUUUCCUGGACACCUUUUUUGGGACUUUAAGAUAAACAUCUUAGGUGAAAAAGAUGAUACUCCAGUUCAUUUCUGUGACAAAUGUGGAUUGCCUAUUAAAAUCUAUGGGCGAAUGAUUCCAUGCAAGCAUGUUUUUUGCUAUGACUGUGCUAUUUUACAUGAGAAAAAGGGAGAUAAGAUGUGUCCAGGCUGUAGUGAUCCUGUGCAGCGAAUUGAGCAGUGUACACGAGGUUCUCUCUUCAUGUGUAGCAUUGUUCAAGGGUGCAAGAGAACGUACCUAUCUCAGAGAGACUUACAGGCUCAUAUCAACCAUCGCCAUAUGAGAGCUGGAAAACCUGUUACCCGGGCUUCACUUGAAAAUGUUCAUCCUCCUAUUGCCCCACCACCAGCUGAAAUCCCUGAUCGUUUCAUAAUGCCACCAGACAAGCACCAUAUGAGCCAUAUUCCGCCAAAGCAGCACAUCAUGAUGCCACCACCUCCUUUGCAGCAUGUGCCACACGAGCACUAUAAUCAGCCACAUGAGGAUAUUCGAGCUCCUCCAGCAGAAUUGUCCAUGGCUCCGCCUCCACCUCGUUCAGUCAGUCAGGAAACUUUUCGUAUUUCAACAAGAAAACACAGCAACUUAAUAACUGUCCCUAUUCAGGAUGACUCAAACUCAGGUGCUAGAGAACCGCCACCUCCUGCCCCAGCACCUGCUCACCAUCAUCCUGAAUAUCAGGGUCAACCAGUGGUCUCGCACCCUCAUCAUAUUAUGCCUCCACAGCAACAUUAUGCACCACCCCCACCUCCUCCACCACCAAUAAGCCAUCCAAUGCCCCAUCCUCCCCAGGCGGCAGGUACUCCUCACUUGGUAUAUAGCCAAGCUCCACCUCCUCCAAUGACCUCUGCUCCUCCACCAAUAACCCCUCCCCCAGGACAUAUUAUUGCCCAGAUGCCACCUUACAUGAAUCAUCCUCCUCCAGGACCUCCCCCACCUCAGCAUGGUGGUCCACCUGUAACUGCUCCCCCUCCUCACCAUUACAAUCCUAACUCUUUACCCCAGUUUACUGAGGAUCAAGGAACUCUGAGCCCUCCAUUUACACAACCAGGAGGAAUGAGUCCUGGUAUAUGGCCAGCACCAAGAGGGCCGCCUCCUCCUCCACGAAUGCAGGGUCCGCCUUCUCAAACCCCACUUCCUGGACCACAUCAUCCAGAUCAGACAAGAUACAGACCGUAUUAUCAAUGAGGAUAGUAUUUUGAACUGAAGUUAUGAAAAAAUAAACUUACAUGUAGUCAGUUUUUUAAUUCUGCUUUGACUGUAUGGGAAGGAAAAUACAAGUACCUCCUGUGAGGUGCUUUAAAACAGAUAGGGUCGUACCUAUUGAAAUGGUUUUAAAUCUUGACCUUAGAAUUGAUUUCUACUACUAUACUGUAGUGCAGAUAAGCGGCUCAAUUGAGCACAUAACAUUUUAACAACUGUUUCCCUAGUCUGGGAAAUUGACCCAGAAGUGACCAUUUGUAAAAACUGAAAAAAUUUUUUCAUUGUUCCACUUUCAAAAAUACUGCUUUUUUGGUUAAACCCAAUGUUUACUUUUUCUUGUGAUAACAUUUUGUUAACCUGUGUAAAAGGAUUAAAUUUCAGUAUGGUUGUAAAAAUGCUUUAUGUGAAUUAAAGUGCAGCCACAUACUGUUUUUUAAAACCAUGUUUUACCACUAAUUUCCCAAAGUUAUAAUAAAAUCCUGAAAAUAAAACUCUACUAGAAUUUGCUAUUAGACAGACUGUUAAAUGAUAGAGAAUCACUUCACAUUUUAGGCACUGAAGUUUUGAGGUAUAUUGAGCAUAUGAUGCACGUCACUGGGAUGCCUUUUCAUGUUUAGACAGCCUUUUUUGACAAAAAUGACCUAAUGGCAAAUUUGUCAUUUUAUUUUGCUAGGUACAGGCAAAAAAUUCCUCAUCAUCUUUGAUCAGAAGCAAGGCAGGAGCACCAACAUACAUUGGGAUACAGAUGUUCAUAUUUGUGUUAUUAAAAGGCAUUCUAAUAUGGAAACAUUGCCAAAGUAAUCAAUUCUACCAUGCCCACAUUGGUGAUGAAUACUCAUUGAUGCUUUUUUAUAGAAUGGUUGCAGUCACCUGCUGCAUUACACUUUCUAAUCUUAAGUAACAUUAUUUAUAGACAUGUUUGAAUGGUGUUAUUUAGAUAAAGUGUGUUCUACUGUGUUCAUUAUUGUAAGCUAAAUACUUAGGGCUGAAGAGGCUUUAUAUAAAUCCUCUUCAUGGCAGUUUGAUUCUGUUCUUACAUGAGUUUUUGUUGGGUUUUAACCUACGACUUGAAUGCUAUGGAGGAAUUUGAAUAAUGUAUUAAUGAAAGAUGUCUCUUGUAAUCACAAAUUAGCAUUUGCUCAGGUUUCAUUGCUAUGUGAUAGCAGUUUUUCCUCUAACUUGAAUUUGGAAAUCAUUAUUUCAUAUUCCUUUUUGUUGAUAAAACAGUCUAAACCUGGAAAGUUUUAAUAUAGAGUCACCAUUGAAGACUACCAGAUAAUUUUGUAUUGGAAGAGAGAAGAGCAAUGACUAAAUUGUAAAUUUCAGUGCUUUAUAAGGUGCCUUGAGUUGACUUUUGUAUUAUAGGAGUUUGUUACAGUACAGCUAAGAUGACCACUUAACAGUUUAUAGAAAUUUCAUGUAUCAAUCAACAUUCUUAGGAUAUUCCUACAUAUCCUUUAGGUUGAAUAAACUCCUGUGAAACUUUUCCUCUCCCCUAAAAUGGUGCAUAAUAUAAACAUGCUGUGUAGUAUGCAGAUGUCAGUUAUUAGCUUAUAGUGUAUAAAUUGAAAGCCUAUUUCUUUCUUUGACAAAGAAUGACCUGAUGGCAAAUUUGCCAUUUUAUUUUGCUAGGUACAGGCAAAAAUUCCUCAUCUUUGAUCAGAAGCAAGACAAUUUUUGAACUUAGGACAGAAGUUAGAAAAACUGUAAAUGGCCAUUUCAACCUUGUCCAGCCAAGAAGAGCUAAUAUACUUUUUUCUUAAGUAAUUUUUCACACUUAGCAGUAUGAGUCUAGUUUAUUAAUGCACUAUUCCUGAUAAGAAAUUCUUGUUAGAGGCAUGGGAGUGAAAUAGUGUGAAAUGUCAAUGAGUGCUUCUAUCAUAUUACUGUAGGUACAUGGACUGGUGCAGACUUGAUUCUUUUUCAUGGCCCCACUUAGGAGCUAUUAAAAUGAUUACUAUUAAAAUUCCAAACUGUUUUAUGAUUCAUAUAGUUAGAAAGUAGCCAAACUCAUUGUAGAGUUUCUCAGCUAUGAAGAUCUCUCCUUUUGUUGAAAUUUACUAGAAUGUGGUUUAAAAACAAAACAAAACACCACUUAGCCUAUGUUUCAGAUAAAAUAAUGUCAUGG
Molecule: messenger RNA, 3691 nt
Organism: Dipodomys ordii (Ord's kangaroo rat)
Lineage: Eukaryota; Metazoa; Chordata; Mammalia; Rodentia; Heteromyidae
Gene: Cbll1
Product: Cbl proto-oncogene-like 1, E3 ubiquitin protein ligase
Exons: 6
Coding region: 73-1548 (491 amino acids)
Biological process (GO): regulation of cell adhesion; protein ubiquitination
Molecular function (GO): ubiquitin protein ligase activity
Source: RefSeq, a predicted model, not a curated record